CUCCUAUGAGAUUCUCUUCCUGGAUUCUGAGUCACUUAAGGUUGCCCCUUCCCUUACCUGACCCUUUUCCGUUUCCCCUUAGAUUGGAGAUUCUCCUCAGAUUCUAUGUCUCUGAAAUUAUUAGUGUUGGUAGCCACUGGGGCCAUGGAGUGGUCUCAAUCUUAAGUUCUCAAAGAUCACCUUUUAAACUUCAUUGGGAACACGAUACAGCCACACGAGUCCUAGCCCUGAAUCUCACGAAGACCUCAAUACACCUGGGGAAGCCAGCACACCGAAUUCCGAUGCUGCUAGAGAUGUCACAAGCCGCAGCACCCAUCCGCUCCGGGCCCACAGCAAGCACACGCGCAGAACAAGCGAGCGGCCACCCAGGGAUCGGGGCCAUCUGCACAGCGGUUACAGUCUCGGAAAGGCCUGGCUUCUUCGUGGCUUUGUGGAGAUCCCUUACAGCAGCCAUUAAGGACUGGCACCAGAAGAGAUUCAAAGAAAGCAGCAGUGCGGUCCACAACAUACUUCCGUUUCAGACCACCCACUUCCGGUUUGUCAGCCGGUUCCGGUCCCGCCCUUCACUUCCGCUCGCUCUCGGUCUCACGGCGGCCAGUUCCUGCGUCCGCUGCCGCUGCUUCUGCUGCGCUCUAGGUUUUUUUUUUUCUGAAGGACAGCUGCUUCCUCAUAUGUUUCAAGAAUGGCUCUCCCUAUCAUUGUAAAAUGGGGUGGACAGGAGUAUUCAGUGACCACACUUUCAGAAGAUGAUACUGUACUCGAUCUCAAACAGUUUCUCAAGACCCUUACAGGAGUGCUUCCAGAACGCCAAAAGUUACUUGGACUCAAAGUUAAAGGCAAACCUGCAGAAAAUGAUGUUAAGCUUGGAGCUCUCAAACUGAAACCAAAUACUAAAAUCAUGAUGAUGGGAACUCGUGAGGAGAGCUUGGAAGACGUCUUAGGCCCACCCCCUGACAAUGAUGAUGUUGUUAAUGACUUUGAUAUUGAAGAUGAAGUAGUUGAAGUAGAAAAUAGAGAAGAAAACCUACUGAAAAUUUCUCGCAGAGUCAAAGAGUACAAAGUGGAAAUUUUGAAUCCUCCCAGGGAAGGGAAAAAGCUUUUGGUAUUAGAUGUUGAUUAUACACUGUUUGACCACAGGUCUUGUGCAGAGACUGGGGUAGAAUUAAUGCGGCCAUAUCUUCAUGAAUUUCUAACAUCUGCAUAUGAAGAUUAUGACAUUGUUAUUUGGUCUGCAACAAAUAUGAAGUGGAUUGAAGCUAAAAUGAAAGAGCUGGGAGUAAGCACAAAUGCAAAUUAUAAGAUUACCUUCAUGUUGGAUAGUGCUGCUAUGAUAACAGUGCAUACUCCAAGGAGAGGAUUAAUAGAUGUAAAGCCUCUUGGUGUUAUAUGGGGAAAGUUUUCGGAGUUUUACAGCAAGAAAAACACCAUUAUGUUUGAUGACAUAGGGAGAAAUUUUCUAAUGAACCCACAGAAUGGACUAAAGAUAAGGCCUUUCAUGAAAGCUCACCUAAAUCGAGAUAAAGACAAAGAACUUUUAAAAUUAACUCAGUACCUCAAGGAGAUAGCAAAAUUAGAUGACUUUUUGGAUCUAAAUCACAAAUAUUGGGAAAGAUAUCUCUCAAAGAAGCAAGGACAGUAGUUUUAAGUUAUACUGGCAAUUAUUGAAGAUACUUAAGAUCCAGGAACUUCUUGCUUUUAUGCUAGAAAUCAUUAUGAAAGUGCUGGACACUGAAGCAAAUACCAUAUUGCAUAUACUUGGUCUUCCAGUUUUUUGUAAAUUUAAUUUUAUAUUUUUUUGAGAUUAUAGCAAUAUGCUAAAAAAAAAAUGCUUUUGUUCCCUAUAUGAAUAUUCUGUUACUCUUGAAAAAUAUUUUCUCCAGGGUUGGUUACUGAUUCCUUCCUUGUCCCCUCAACACACACACAAAGUGGAGAAAAUGUAUACUCAACAAUGUCAUUUUGUGACUUUGGAAACAAGUUAUGUUUUGUAUUUUUGUCUCAUUAUGUUACUGUCUGACUAAAAUCAAAGACCAAACCCAUGUUGAAACUAGUGCUUUUCCCUUUAAAACCAAAAAGAAAAAAAAAGUUUUUAAAUAAAGAACCUAGUUUGUUAUGCUUAAAAUUACCAAGAAUUUUUUAUUCCUUUGUCAUAGACACAAUUGCUCUUCUGUAUGCCACUAGUUAAAUUUCUAAAUUCUGAAUGGUCUCAGUUAGGCCUGUAUGUGUAUACAUGUUCAAGUAAAGCUGGAAAGUAUCAAUCUCUGAUACUGCUGUGUCCUAGUAUGAGAAACCGAAGACUGAAGAAUAAAAACUAAGGAACAAGAAUGAAUCGAAUCUCUUUUCAGUGGCUAAGUAGAAUCUGCCUAAAACCAUUGUCGUAAUAGCAGUUAAAGGCAAUAAAUUUUUAAAAGGGACAUAUCACUGAUUGAUCCCUAAAAAGCAUGAACAAAAAGUUUUUGUUCUGUUCCAGCUAUAUCUUGUCUAAGUGCUAACACAGUUUCAGUAAAAAUACCUAGCCAUAAGAUUAAAAAAAUAUAUUAUUUGCAAUGCUUAAGCCUGCAGAUAACGUAAUGUGACCACUGUUUUGUGUUGACAAUAUUGCUUUAUACAGUUCUUGUAUUUGAAAGGAAUUGAUCCUUUUAAAGAAACAUGGUGUGUAUUGUUCUUACAGGACUAAUUUCAGUGGUGUAAAUAAUAAAUAUCUUUUCUUAAAACA
This is a messenger RNA of Cebus imitator (Panamanian white-faced capuchin), 2713 nucleotides long. RefSeq names its product ubiquitin like domain containing CTD phosphatase 1 (gene UBLCP1). Gene Ontology annotation, biological process: protein dephosphorylation. Gene Ontology annotation, cellular component: nucleus. The record is from RefSeq and is a predicted model, not a curated record. NCBI's taxonomy places the organism in Eukaryota, Metazoa, Chordata, Mammalia, Primates, Cebidae. The transcript has 11 exons. The coding region runs from base 683 to 1639 and encodes 318 amino acids. Gene Ontology annotation, molecular function: protein serine/threonine phosphatase activity; protein binding.